Molecule: messenger RNA, 1675 nt
Organism: Nanorana parkeri
Lineage: Eukaryota; Metazoa; Chordata; Amphibia; Anura; Dicroglossidae
Gene: GNA11
Product: G protein subunit alpha 11
Exons: 8
Coding region: 374-1453 (359 amino acids)
Biological process (GO): action potential; adenylate cyclase-modulating G protein-coupled receptor signaling pathway; phospholipase C-activating dopamine receptor signaling pathway
Cellular component (GO): heterotrimeric G-protein complex
Molecular function (GO): G protein-coupled receptor binding; guanyl nucleotide binding; GTPase activity
Source: RefSeq, a predicted model, not a curated record
CGUGCAGCCUCGACUUCAACUGGAAGAGGGCAACCAACCCUAAUGUGCGUGAAGAUCUGCCCAGCCCCAUGUCGCGUGACCUACGUGUUGUUGAUUGGGCAGCUGACAAGUCACUUACAGCCUGUUUCUAAUAGUCAGGGUAGGUUGUGGCGUAUCCGAAGGCUGGAGGAGCGGAAAUCCCGGGUACGGCCAGCCAGCUAGGGUGGGGAAGAGAUUGGUGUCCGCCCCCCACCCUCCUCCAGUAUUCCCGGCUGGAUGCUCGGCGCCCUGUGACUAGGCUCGGAAUCCGAGCCGGUGAGUGAGCAUCUCUCUCCCCCCCCCCCCCCCGGGAGGGUGAGGCCCCCGGUGCGGGCCACAGAGCCGGGGGGAAGGGAUGACUCUGGACUCCAUGAUGGCCUGCUGUUUAAGUGAAGAGGUGAAGGAGUCUAAGAGGAUCAAUGCCGAGAUCGAGAAGCAGCUGAAGAAGGACAAGAAGGACUCCCGACGAGAGCUGAAGCUGCUUCUGCUAGGUACAGGAGAAAGUGGGAAGAGCACAUUCAUUAAACAGAUGAGAAUAAUCCAUGGUACUGGCUAUUCAGAAGAAGAUAAAAAGGGCUUUACCAAGCUUGUUUUUCAGAAUAUCUUUACUGCAAUUCAAUCUAUGAUCCGUGCCAUGGAAACAUUAAAAAUUCUUUACAAGUUUGAGCAGAACAAGGCUAAUGCACUCGUUGUGAGAGAAGUUGAUGUGGAAAAAGUGUGUACAUUUGAACAGCCAUAUAUUAGUGCAAUCAAAACAUUGUGGAGUGACCCAGGUAUUCAGGAAUGCUAUGAUAGGCGUCGGGAAUACCAGCUGUCAGACUCUGCCAAAUAUUACUUGACCGACGUGGAUCGUAUUUCGAAGCCUGGUUACCUGCCCACACAGCAAGAUGUAUUGCGUGUCAGAGUGCCAACGACUGGUAUCAUAGAGUACCCCUUUGACCUGGAAAACAUCAUCUUUAGAAUGGUUGAUGUGGGAGGUCAAAGAUCUGAGCGGAGGAAGUGGAUACACUGCUUUGAGAACGUUACAUCCAUAAUGUUCCUUGUUGCCCUUAGUGAAUAUGACCAGGUUCUUGUGGAGUCUGAUAAUGAGAACCGAAUGGAGGAGAGCAAGGCUCUUUUCAGGACGAUUAUCACGUACCCCUGGUUCCAGAAUUCUUCUGUAAUCCUAUUUCUCAAUAAGAAGGACCUUCUUGAAGACAAGAUCGUGUACUCUCAUCUUGUAGAUUACUUUCCGGAGUUUGAUGGCCCUCAGCGAGAUGCGACAACCGCUCGUGAAUUCAUCCUGAAAAUGUUUGUGGAUCUGAAUCCCGAUAGUGACAAAAUAAUCUACUCACAUUUUACCUGCGCCACAGACACAGAGAACAUCCGCUUUGUAUUUGCUGCUGUAAAAGACACCAUCCUGCAGCUAAACCUUAAAGAGUACAACCUGGUGUGACCAAGCUCCCUCACUACUCCUGCUCGCCUAAAUGAUGUUAUAUUUCUCACCAACAGAGUGUGGAGCAACUGCAUAACUGAGGAGGAGGAGUACCCUCCAAUCCUACAUUUGUUUGUUCUUUCUUUUUUAAAUUGGUGAUUUUUUUUAUUUGCCAAAUUACUGAAAAUGCAGCACAGUGCUGCAAGUCUGCCUUGGAAAUUAUAUAAAAUUAAUGUGAUUUUA